Messenger RNA from Salmo salar (Atlantic salmon), 1426 nucleotides. Its product is annotated as olfactory receptor 10G7-like. Gene Ontology annotation, biological process: G protein-coupled receptor signaling pathway. Gene Ontology annotation, cellular component: membrane. Gene Ontology annotation, molecular function: G protein-coupled receptor activity; olfactory receptor activity. NCBI's taxonomy places the organism in Eukaryota, Metazoa, Chordata, Actinopteri, Salmoniformes, Salmonidae. The record is from RefSeq and is a predicted model, not a curated record.
UCAAUGGAGGGCUUUGAUUGUGCAACUUGUGCCACCACGUGUUAGUGUCUUAGUUUAACUAUAGAGUUGUUGUCUUUAUAUAUCAUCUUUAUGUCUGUCUAGGCUGAUGCUUGUGUAGGAUGUCUUCAGUGAAUAUCACAGGGAAGAAUGUGGAGGAGUUUACCAUCACAGGCUUCGACCACCUCUCUCACCAGAAGCUCCUGGGCUUCCUCAUCUUCAUCACAUAUUUCCUUGUGCUUCUGGGAAGCGGCACCAACAUCUGCAUCAUCGCGACGGACAGACGGCUGCACACGCCCAUGUACCUCCUUAUCUGUAACCUGGCCGUGGUGGAUAUCAUGUUCACCACCAGCACAAGCACCACCAUGAUCUCUGUCCUGCUGGCCAAGGUCAAAACCAUCUCCUACUACUCCUGCAUAUCAAGCAUGUACAUCUACCACCUGGGUGACAUCGAAGAGUUUCUGGCCCUGUCCCUGAUGGCUUUGGACCGAACCAUUGCUAUCAGCACUCCUCUUAGGUACCACAUCAUCCUAACUAACCCGCGGCUCUUCCUGUUGAUCACAGCUACCUGGCUGAUAGGGUUAGGGGUCAUGGGGGUAGUAGCAGCUCAGGCAGACAGCCUUCCAUACUGCCAGCCCAUCAUUAGAUAUGUGUUCUGUGACUAUCCUGCUAUGGUCCGAACUGCCUGUGUCAACCCUGAACCCUAUUGGAUGCUUCCCACCAUCCUGGGUCUGUGGUUGAUUGGUGCACAGUUCAUAUUCAUUCUGUUGUCAUACGUGAAUCUGAUCUACACAGUACUGAGACUGCCUAACAACGAGAGUAGAGUGCAGGUGUUUAAUACCUGUAUUUGUCACAUCAUUGUGGUGUCCUGUUACUACGCUCCCAAGUUAGUCUCUGUGUUGUUGACGAGGAUAGGGGUGAGGCUGACUCUGACAGAGCGUAAUGCUUUACUGAUUAUAGCCACGCUGUUACCUUCUCUGAUCAACCCAGUAGUCUACUGUCUGAAGACCAAGGAGAUUAGGAAGAGAUUGGUUCAGAUACUUUCUAGAAAAAGAAUUGCAGUGAUGAAAUGAGGUCUUGAAAAGUAUUAUUUUUGUGACCUGGCCCAGGAUUCAGUCAGAAACUGCACUAAUGUGUGUUUAAAGGUUUUAAAUACAUUUCCAAUUCAGCUCACAUCAGCAGAGUUUACAUUGCCUUUAAGAGUGGUGUUGUCUACAAGCAAGAUCAGACUGGAUUUCUGUUGAAUAACCACAGUCCAAGGUUUAAAUAUUUCCGGCUUCUUCUUUUAGCACUUUACAUUACUACAUCUGUAUAUUGUCCUGUAUCUACUGUAUCUAAAGGGUUUUAUUACAUUGAAUAUUCUACUUCAUUAUUUUAUUGUUGUUGCAAUGUCGAGAGUUAUACCUGCAAGUUAAAAUUUGAUUGUACU